CAAUGUUGACCUUCGUCGUAGCAGCAGCUCUCUUGGGAGUAGCUAUAGCCCAGAGUGGUCGCUGUAACUUCAACCAGAACAAUGAGACGGUGGGUCGAAUCUAUAUGGUGAAAGGGGAUUGUACCUACUACUAUCAAUGUAACAAUGGAAGGGAAUAUUUGAGAAGACCAUGUAAAGACGAUGAAAUCUACAACCUCUGGAUUGGAAAAUGUGUUUCUAAUACUGAAAAUGUCGACUGUGAUAUUAGUCCCGACUAUUAUGCCAAAUACGAUCAACUUUGUUCUUCUAAGCUAGAUAUCGUCGCUGUUCCCUCUGAACCUAGUAAGUUUGUAUUGUGCUGGAAGUAUCACUUUAGAUUCCCACCAAUGUCUUGUUCCAAUGGUUUGAUUUUCAACCAAAAGAAGGGAAUCUGUACCCAUGCUGACUCGGAAGUGCCAUCUGAACAGAUAGAGAACAACGUACCAGAACAGAAUAAUGAUAACAGGAAGUUUUACGAUGGGUAUCGAUCUGUAUAUGAAGCAGAUAUCAUUGGAAACGCAGCCUGUAUCUAUCAGCCUGUACCUGGCGAUUGUACUAAAUAUACUUACUGUAGUGGCGGCCCGGAGGUAGUAGGCCAGUGUGCUGAGGGUACAGUCAUGUCAAGAUCUCGAAAAGGGUGUGUCUACUGCUCAGAUUUGACCCCAGCCGAGAAAGCAGAAUGCCAGUUACGAUGCUAAACAACAUAAUUCAACACCAUGAGUGGUUCUUACAACGAUUUUUGCCAUAUGUCUUUUUAUAUAUUAUGUUUCUAUUCUAUAACGUGUGACCUUCUUUAUGUUCUUGAAAUGAAAGAAAUCAUAUGAUAAAGU
Lottia gigantea (owl limpet) is the source of this 848-nucleotide messenger RNA. RefSeq lists its product as hypothetical. The record is from RefSeq and is a predicted model, not a curated record. Gene Ontology annotation, cellular component: extracellular region. Lineage: Eukaryota; Metazoa; Mollusca; Gastropoda; Lottiidae. The annotation marks the transcript as partial. The transcript is spliced from 3 exons. Gene Ontology annotation, molecular function: chitin binding.